UUUCUACAGGGGCGGAGCCUAUGGGCUUCGGGAUGGUUGGCGCGGAGGACGACGUGACCUGCGGCUGGACAUGGCCCUCUGGGGCAGAUACUUUUGUCGCCUUUUGGGUUCAGUCAGUAGGUCGACGGAGCUACUGGAUGUCAGGUGGCUCCAGCCCCAGACCGGGCUGAGGCUCCCCAGCGCCUGGGGACUCCCCUCCAAACAGCCAAACCGGGGCAAGGCGCGCGGGAAUGAGUACCAGCCGAGCAACAUCAAGCGCAAGCACAAGCACGGCUGGAUCAAGCGCUUGAGCACGCCGAGCGGCGUCCAGGUCAUACUUCGCCGCAUGCUCAAGGGCCGCAAAUCGCUGAGCCAUUGAGCGCGACGCUGCCGGAGGGACCCCCAUUCAAGCAUCUUUUUCGCCUCAUACCUCUCCUGAUGCUUUUUGUAGGGAAAAGUUCGGACGACUCAGACAUAAGUGUUCCUCCAGUCGGGUUUGCCCAGAACCCAGAAGUCUGUGGUUGGACUGAAAAGGGAGUGGGAAGUCAGACUUUUGCGAAGUCCCAUUUUACACUUUUUAAUCAGGAAGAAUUUAGAACCUAACGGCUACAGUCCAUGGAAUAGUACAGUGAACUCCUGUACCCACCCAGCUCUGACCACCAAUUACCCAGAAACUGUCCUGCCCCCUCCUGUGUUAUUUUCAAACAAAUUUCAGGCAUCCGCUUAUUCUUCCGUAAAUAUUUCAGAAUGCAUCUCUGCAAGAUGAGGGCCCUUUAAAACAUAACAAAAUUCACACCUAAAAAACUCCACAAUUCCUUAAUAUCAUUAAAUAUCUACUGAAUGUUUAAA
Messenger RNA from Hipposideros armiger (great roundleaf bat), 828 nucleotides. It is a transcript of the gene MRPL34, whose product is annotated as mitochondrial ribosomal protein L34. Gene Ontology annotation, molecular function: structural constituent of ribosome. The record is from RefSeq and is a predicted model, not a curated record. Gene Ontology annotation, biological process: translation. Bases 71 to 358 code for a protein of 95 amino acids. Lineage: Eukaryota; Metazoa; Chordata; Mammalia; Chiroptera; Hipposideridae. Gene Ontology annotation, cellular component: mitochondrial large ribosomal subunit; ribosome. The transcript has 2 exons.